Molecule: messenger RNA, 699 nt
Organism: Quercus robur (English oak)
Lineage: Eukaryota; Viridiplantae; Streptophyta; Magnoliopsida; Fagales; Fagaceae
Exons: 4
Coding region: 1-699 (232 amino acids)
Source: RefSeq, a predicted model, not a curated record
AUGGCUAGAGCUAUAAUGCACAACAAGGAUGUUGCAAAAAAUUUGUGGGAUAAAGCUAUGACCAUUGCCUAUCACACUGUAAAAAGGGUCUACUUCAGACUAGGAACAAAGAAAACUCCCUAUGAACUGUGGAAAGGGAAAAAGCCAAAUGUAAAAUAUUUCAGAAAAUUUGGUAGCAUUUUCUUCAUCUUGAAAGAUAGGGAAAAUGAGGGAAAGUUUGACACUCAAAGUGAUGAGGGUGUCUUUCUUGGUUACUCAUCCUCUAGCAAGGCCUAUAGGGUAUUAAACAAAAGGAUAGGUAAAGUCAUGGAGAUUGUGAAUGUGAGGGCAUUGUAUGGCCUAAAGCAAGCACCAAGGGCAUGGUAUGAUCACCUCACAGACUACUUGGUGGCAAAUGAACUCUCAAAAGGACAAGCAGAUCGAACCUUAUUCAUUAAGAAGGUAGAUGGAAAGUUGGUUAUAGCUCAAAUCGAAUUUGAGAUGAGCAUGAUUGGAAAGCUGAAUUACUUUCUUGGCCUUCAAAUUUGGCAAAAUGAUUCUGAUAUCUUCAUAUCUCAAUCUAAAUAUGCUAAUGAUAUUGUAAAGAAAUUUGGAUUAGAGUUUGCUUGCUCGGCUGGUAAUGUUGAUGAUUGUAAGAGUACUUCUGGUGGGUGUUUUUACUUGGGAAAUAAUCUUGUUUCUUGGAUGAGCAAGAAGUAG